AUGGUUCUAAAAGUGGCAAAAAGACUCGUACAAGUACCUUGUAGGUACUUGGCAACGCAUCACAUGGUACUACCCGCUGAUACUUUCGAAGGAAAAGUUAUACCGAAAACUAGAGUUGUUAAUAAGGACAGAGUACGAGAGCAUGUUAAGUAUGGAGGAAGACAUAUCGUUACUAUGUUACCAGGUGCAGCUCCAGGUCCAAAAUUAAUGUCCUACGUGAAAGACGUCUUCAAAACUGCCAACGUUCCAGUGGAUUUCGAAGAAAUUCCCUACGAAGGCACAGAAGAUGAAGAAAAAACCGCCCUAUUCGGCCAUCUCUCCCUUACAUCUAUGCAUAGAAACGGUGUAGGAAUCAAGGGCAAUAUCGUUAAUCCGAACGAAAUUAUAAGCUCCAAUGUGGCUUUAAGACACGAACUGGAUCUGUAUGUUUGUGUGGUACGCAUCAAAAGCUAUCCGCACGUUAAAUGUGAGUAUGCAAUGUUGGAACAUUCAGCAAAACCCGGUAUAGUUGAAAGUCUAAAAAUCAUAACGGCAGAAAACACUGCAAGAUUUGCAGAAUGGUGUUUCGAGUUUGCUUUACAAGAAAACCGUAAAAAAGUAACAAUAGUGCACAAAGCAAACAUAAUGAAACUUUCUGAUGGCCUGUUUAUGAAAGUCGUCAAAGAUGUUGCCAGAAAUUUCCCUCAAAUCCAAGUUACCGACAUGAUUGUUGAUAAUGCUACAAUGCAGAUGGUCCAAGAUCCCACUCAGUUCGAUAUGGUUGUUACUCCGAAUUUGUAUGGCAAUAUUUUGUCGAAUAUUGCUUGUGGAUUGGUUGGCGGUGCUGGGUUGAUGUCUGGAAGGAAUUUCGGACCCAAUUGUGCUUUAUUUGAGGCUGGAUCCAGACAUUUAACUUUCCUAGAUGAUGAUAAUUUGAAUCCUACAGCAAUGCUGAAUGCUUCCAUAGAUAUGUUGCACUAUUUAGGAAAAUCAAGACAUGCAGAUUUAAUUAAUAAAGCCAUCACAAAGACGCUUUCAGUUGAUAGAGUGCAAACUCAUGAUAUUGGAGGUGUUAACAGUAGCGACGAAAUGAUUGACAAAAUUAAGCAGAACCUGAAGGAAUUUAUGAAAAAUGAUGAACACAAAUUAUUUUAA
Ceutorhynchus assimilis (cabbage seed weevil) is the source of this 1134-nucleotide messenger RNA. The record is from the annotation of a GenBank genome assembly. NCBI's taxonomy places the organism in Eukaryota, Metazoa, Arthropoda, Insecta, Coleoptera, Curculionidae.